AUGCAUUAUGAUCGAUCGAAGGAGAUAAAGGCUUUUGAUGAUACAAAAGCCGGUGUUAAGGGACUAGUUGAUGCUGGAAUUGUGGAAAUACCAAGAAUGUUCAUUAGGCCAAUUGAUGAACUUGAUGAGGAGUUGAUUCAGGGGAAGUCAACUCUACAGGUUCCAGUGAUAGAUCUCAGUGGCUUAGAAGUUGAAGAUGUGCGUAAGAAGAUUGUCAAUGAAAUAAGGGAAGCAUCAGAGAAGUGGGGCUUUUUCCAACUGAUAAAUCAUGGGAUUCCUUCAAGUGUUUUGGAAGGAAUGAUUGAUGGGACUCGUAAAUUUCAUGAACAGGAUGCUGAGUUAAAGAAAGAGUACUAUUCGCUUGAUAGAACAACGAGAAGAGUUAGAUACCACAGCAGAAUUCAACUGUCCCAAUCAAAGACCGUGAAUUGGAGGGAUUCGUUGAACAUAGAUUGGAUGGUUUCUGGUCAAAUUGAACCUGAAGAAAUACCACCAGUUUGCAGGAAAGCAUAUGUUGAGUACAUAAAACAUGUCAUAAAACUAGGAGAAACUCUUGUCGACUUACUAUCCGAAGCUCUUGGUCUAAAACCAGACCACUUGAAAGCCAUGGAAUGUGCCAAAGGACAAGCAAUGGCAUGCCACUACUACCCAGCAUGCCCACAGCCAGAGCUAACUCUUGGUGUCGAUAAGCAUACAGAUCUUUCUUUCUUCACAAUCUUGCUUCAAGAUCAAAGUGGUGGACUUCAAAUCAUGCAUAAUAACCAAUGGGUCGAUGUUGAACCGAUUGAACAAGGUUUGGUUGUUAACAUUGGUGACUUUCUUCAGAUCCUUUCAAAUGACAAAUUUGUAAGCAUAAAUCAUAGGGUUGUAGCGAAAAAGGUAGGACCAAGGAUAUCAACAGCAUGCUUCUUCACUGGGGUUUCCGAACCUCCAAAGAUAUAUGGUCCAAUCAAAGAGCUCAUAUCAGAAGAAAAUCCUCCACUAUAUAAAGAAUUCAUUUCUAGUGAUUACAUCACUAAGUUUUUCUCCAAGCCUCUUGAUAUUUCCGGUCUGGAUCAUUUCCGACUCUGA
This is a messenger RNA of Solanum verrucosum, 1071 nucleotides long. Its product is annotated as deacetoxyvindoline 4-hydroxylase-like. NCBI's taxonomy places the organism in Eukaryota, Viridiplantae, Streptophyta, Magnoliopsida, Solanales, Solanaceae. Bases 1 to 1071 code for a protein of 356 amino acids. The transcript is spliced from 3 exons. The record is from RefSeq and is a predicted model, not a curated record.